UUUGGAAGGAAAAUGGCAGCCUCUUUUUACCUUUUCUUAUUUCCCUUUGACUGCUCUGCUGGAUCACAUUUAAAUGACUAGCUAAUAGCUACAACAACAUGUAUCAUCCUAGCUAGAUACAAUGUAGCAAAAUAAUAUAUUGUCAAUGUCCAGCUAAACUGUAACGGCUCAAUCAUAUAUUGGUCGUUGAUGCUAACCAAAACAAUAUCAGGCAGUCACCUCUGCCAACUAUUAGCGAAUAAGAGGUCUCAACUGAGUGUCGGUGCUCCUUUCUCUGUUGUCCCCCAUAGCUGUGCCAUGUAGAAGGCAGUGAUUCGCCCUUAAACUUUUGCAAAUGAAAAUGGAGGAUAUGUCUCUGUCGGGCCUGGACAACACCAAGCUAGAGGCCUUGGCUCAGGACAUCUACUCGGACCUGGUGGAGGACGCCUGUUUGGGCCUGUGUUUCGAGGUGCAUCGUGCUGUCAAACAGGGCUACUUCUUCCUGGAUGACACGGACCAAGAAAGCAUGAAGGACUUUGAAAUCGUUGACCAACCAGGAGUGGACAUUUUCGGGCAAGUGUACAAUCAGUGGAAAAACAAGGAGUGUGUGUGUCCCAACUGCAACCGGAGCAUUGCUGCGUCCCGCUUUGCCCCUCAUCUGGAGAAAUGCUUGGGCAUGGGGCGCAACAGCAGCCGCAUCGCCAACCGCAGAAUAGCAAGCAGUAACAACAUGAACAACAAAUCAGAGAGUGAUCAGGAAGACAAUGAUGACGUCAAUGACAAUGACUGGUCGUAUGGCUCAGAAAAAAAAGCUAAGAAGAGAAAGUCAGAUAAGGUAUUUUUACAUUCUUUGAAACAACAUAUACCUUUGAAUCCAAAUUCACCCAGAAGAUCAAAAUCUGUAAAGCAUAAAAAUGGGGAGCUUAAUAAUAGUGUCAAUGCAGAUCCAUACAAGUACAACUAUAACACUGGCAUCAAUUACGAAACUUUAGGCCCUGACGAACUGAGGUCUCUGUUGACAACACAAUGUGGAGUGAUCUCGGAGCACACCAAGAAGAUGUGCACCAGGUCCCAGCGGUGCCCCCAGCACACGGACGAACAGAGGAGGGCCGUCAGGGUGUUCCUCCUGGGGCCGUCCGCGUCGUCUCUACCCGAUGCAGACACGAUGGUGGAGAGUGACUGCUACGAUGCCUCAGACGGACAAGUUCUCAUGAGUCGCCUACAGUGGGAUGGAUCCUCAGACAUCUCCCCCUCCGAUUCAGCCUCCUCCAAAGCCAGCACCAACAACUCAGAUUCUAAGAAGCCUAAGAAGAAGAAGAAGACGUCUCUUGGCCUAAACAGCACAGGAGGAGGGGGCGGCAGUGGGAGUGGAGGGGGCAGUAGCUCCCAGAGUAGUCUAGUAGGCCAAUCCAACAGAAAGAAGAAGCCCAAGCUUCCUGUUCCCCCUGCCCCCAGUAUCUAUGACAACCUAAACUAGGAUAGUCCCAGUCUG
Molecule: messenger RNA, 1471 nt
Organism: Oncorhynchus nerka (sockeye salmon)
Lineage: Eukaryota; Metazoa; Chordata; Actinopteri; Salmoniformes; Salmonidae
Product: ataxin-7-like protein 3
Exons: 14
Coding region: 335-1456 (373 amino acids)
Biological process (GO): regulation of transcription by RNA polymerase II; positive regulation of DNA-templated transcription
Cellular component (GO): DUBm complex; SAGA complex
Molecular function (GO): transcription coactivator activity
Source: RefSeq, a predicted model, not a curated record